AUGGAUAAAAUUAGAUUCAGUCCCAUAAAGUUAUGUGGAGAAUGUCAAUGGAGAAAGCUCCAUAAAAUUAUCCAUUUCUAUAACGAGAAACAACUAUCACAACUACUGGAUAACUGCCAGUCGGACACUCGCGUAAAGACAGUAAUAGCGGACAUCGAGUCGAGAGAUGGGACGGAAUUGAAGCGAUUAUGUGGUCUAAUGGUGUCGUCGGGUCUGAUCAGCGAAAUGGACACCGAUUCUGACGAUAUUAGCCAGAUUUUGAACAAUUUGUCAUUUGAAGAUGCAAUGUGUUGUAUGAUAUUGUUGGGAACGGGUAUGUUGACCGUUAAAAACGCCACUACUAUACAGAGCACAGAAUAUGGAGACGUAUACCCCAUGUCACGCAAACCCCGGGGCUAUUGCGUGAUCAUCGAUAACGAGUAUUUUGAAGAUAAAGAGUUGUCGACCAGGUUUGGCACUACAGCCGAUGUUAGUCUACUGACCGCUGUCUUCCACCAACUUUUCUUUGAUAUCAAACUCUAUAACAACAAAAGUGCGAAUCAAAUGAAAACACUUUUGGCGGACAUCGCGGCCGACAGCGCACUCGUAAGACACGACGCUCUGGCGGUUAUAAUGCUAUCGCACGGCGCGGACGAAGCCAUUUACGGCACGGAUGGGGUCACUGUUAACCUCAUGACUAUACUCGAGAUGUUUAAUAACGAGAACUGUCCACAACUUAUCGAUAAGCCUAAGAUGUUCUUCAUUAACGCCUGUAGGGGUGUCACAUUUAGCUUUGGUGCACGCAAAAACCUGGGAUCAAAUUUUACUCCACUACACACUAUAUCUAUAUCUAAUACGCCGAUACCUAAUUCUUUGGAAGCCGAUUAUGUUAUGCGUAAAAGCAAAACCGACCCUGGUACACGCAAGAGUUUGGGGCCGAAUUUGGCUGCAAUAGGCAAACCCUCUACCGCUCCCAUAGUUAGCACUUGGAGUGAUAUGUUUGUGUAUUUUUCAACCGUUGAGGGCUAUGUUUCAACCCGUAGUAUGUUUACGGGCUCGUGGUUUGCACACGAGUUGGCCAACUGUUUGGCCGAAUCGGCCCAUAGGGAACACCUCCACGACUUAGUGACCAUAGAAGUGGCCAAACGAGUCAGCGAUAGGAUUACCGAAAUAGAUGGCCGACCAAUGAAACAGGCAAUUGGAGCACAUAUCAAAGGCAGUGUUAAAAAGAUAAAAGGCCUAAAGAGCUAUCUCUUUGUGAGGAGCGGUCAGCGGCUGGAAAUAGGAGUCCACUUCUUGGGCACUGAUCUCUUCGAGCGUCCGGUGCUUCCAAACGGGCGGUUCCUUUGA
Messenger RNA from Medioppia subpectinata, 1329 nucleotides. NCBI's taxonomy places the organism in Eukaryota, Metazoa, Arthropoda, Arachnida, Sarcoptiformes, Oppiidae. The record is from the annotation of a GenBank genome assembly.